Molecule: messenger RNA, 567 nt
Organism: Ilex paraguariensis (yerba mate)
Lineage: Eukaryota; Viridiplantae; Streptophyta; Magnoliopsida; Aquifoliales; Aquifoliaceae
Source: the annotation of a GenBank genome assembly
AUGGGAUCAAACAGUUGGUUCGCCACCCGCCAAUACACGGAUCUUCCACGCUCGCAUGGAAAACCACCAUUGUCGCACGUGGGACCCCCAAAAAAGCUGACUUGUUCUAUGCCCCAUCCUAUGGUGGCCUCCAUGUUUCAUGGAAGUUCCUUGAGCCUAAUCAUGAGGUAUGCAACCUUAGCCCUCGAAUUGUCUGAAUAUAUUCGUAAACAACCAUGGUGGCAAAGAAGUAAUGGAAUCGACCAUUUCUUGGUUGUUGGAAGGACUGAUGGUGGAGUUGAAUUUGGCGCAACCAGGGCCACCAGUACAAAACAUCAAGAAAGGAUGUGUCAAAUAGAACGGCCGUACCCUUUUUCAUUCAUCGGAGCCCCACGAACAGGGGUAAAGAAGGCAGCAAUCCGAGAUGAGAUCCUCAAACAAUGUGGUGAAUCGACUCGGUGUUUGCUUGUGACAUGUGGUCAUGGAUCAAGUAAAUGUCACAUGCCAAAUGAAGUUCCGACAUUUCUGCUUGCAACCUGUAGGAGACAUGUUCACUCGAUGUUCUACAUUCGACUCUCUUAUCGCUAG